Messenger RNA from Phycomyces blakesleeanus NRRL 1555(-), 1002 nucleotides. RefSeq lists its product as hypothetical. The coding region runs from base 1 to 1002 and encodes 333 amino acids. The record is from RefSeq and is a predicted model, not a curated record. The transcript is spliced from 7 exons. NCBI's taxonomy places the organism in Eukaryota, Fungi, Mucoromycota, Mucoromycetes, Mucorales, Phycomycetaceae.
AUGUGUCAGCAAAGAUUCUAUAUAAAGAUAGGUACUAUACAAAUUCCAGAUAAUGGUCAAUUAUCAGUUAAAGAAAGCAAAUCGAGAUAUUUUCUCAUAAAUGAAACUCGCCUUAUUGCUUUACACGCUAAUCAAUAUAAGCACCUGUCUGCUUGUAAUCAGUCUCAACUGUGCAUGUCUACCAUUAACGGUUCUGAGUUGUCUAAACCAAUGGUUCCAUCUGUAAUAGCCAUCUUUGGAGCAAACCAAGCAUUAGCAGAAGCACUUGCUUAUGAAUACUCAAGAAACAAUUCUUCCUUGAUUCUGGUCGGAUACAGACAAGAAUAUUCUGCCUAUCACUUUGGAAUCAAUCAACUCGAUCGAAUCGCACAAAAAUGUCACGCUCUUGGUAGUCCAUCAGUCAUGACACAAAUAGUCGACAUUACUGACAAGGAAGCCGUAUCAGACUUCUUCAAAUCCAAACUGUCCCAGUGGUCUGUCGAUUUGGUCAUUCUUGAUGUCGUGGAUGGCUCUUACUUAAGUGCUGAUUUACUACACCGUCAAAAGGUGUUGCCAACCAAGAUAAUGUAUGACGCGUUGUGUGUCGUAAACCUGAUGUUUUCAAGUGUUAAAGAACAUGGCAAGGGUGCCCAGAUAUCAGACUUUGUCAGCUAUGUUGGAUCUCUUCAUUGCUGUGAUGUAUAUUCGACAAUCAUGGCAAACUACGCGUGUGACAUACGAACUAUUGGAAAAAUCCAUGAUUUUCAUUUCAAUGCCAUCUUGGCCGGGGAUAUAUCAGGCAAUACUCCAUUGUGGACACCUUUAUUAAGUUGGUUUUAUCCAACUCUGGAGGCAUUCUCUACAAAAGUGAAGGUUGGAAUUGAAUGCGAUAAUCCAAUCAUUGCCGUCCCUAGCAGUCAAUAUGCCCUUUUAUUUAUAUUUUCAUGUCUACCUCUUUACGUCAGACAGCUAUUGAGCAAAGCUCUGUAUAGGACAUUGAUACAAGUGGCAUCAAUGCAUUAG